Strongylocentrotus purpuratus (purple sea urchin) is the source of this 2235-nucleotide messenger RNA. RefSeq names its product neurogenic locus notch homolog protein 1. Lineage: Eukaryota; Metazoa; Echinodermata; Echinoidea; Camarodonta; Strongylocentrotidae. The transcript has 10 exons. The coding region runs from base 59 to 1471 and encodes 470 amino acids. Gene Ontology annotation, molecular function: calcium ion binding. The record is from RefSeq and is a predicted model, not a curated record.
AGUAAACCUUGACGAGCUAGGGUUAGGCCUUUACUACGAUAUUGCCGACGACCCAGUGAUGAAUGAGACCAACCCACUCCACUAUAGGGACGGUGAUGUAAUAACAUACAGAUGUUUAGAUGGAUACGAAGGUCCAAAAAACCGCACACCAUCUGAUGACGGCACGAGCACAUGUAACGACGGGUCGUGGUACCCACCUGGAAUCCCAACGUGCAUGGAUAUUGACGACUGUUCAAAUCAUAUGUGCCGAAAUGGAGCAACGUGCGUGGACAAAAUUGACUCAUACGAAUGCCUAUGCCCUGACGGGUUUAAUGGAAAUAAUUGUGAAAAUGUUACAACAGAAAUGACGACAAAUAUCCCGGCAUCACCAGGAUCAACGUCCGAACCUGUCCUAACGACUGAUAAUCUAGACGUGACAACGAUGGAACUAACAACACCUGCGACGUUACCAGAAACAGAAAAACCGCCUAUUACUCCAUUGCCGUGCGGAGGGGAAUGUAAAUCAACCCAGGUGUGUAAUGCAGAGAACAACUGCGAAUGCAGACCAGACUACUACGAAGAUGAAGAGGACCCAGAAAACCCGUGCAAAGAACCCGAGAGUUUUGAUGUGACCAUUACAAUCACUAAAGUCAACAACACAAACGCAGAAUACAACGUUGAAUUGGAAGAUCCAUCAAGUCCGGAAUUUAAAAAGCUUGAAAUUGAUGUUUGUGAACCGUUUGAAGAAAUAUACAAAAAUGAUACGGAGUACAAAGACUGUCGGGUACUUGAAUUCAGUAACGGCAGCAUAAUUGUAAACUACGUAUUGACGUUUGCUGAAAACUCAACACAAAGUGCGUCGACUGUCAAUACAACGGUGCAGCAAGAGCUGCAGAAUCCCAACGGUUCGUUUACUGGAGCCUAUGAAUUCGAUGAUUCGUCCCUCGUUGUUGCACCUUUGGACGAAUGCAAUAGAAAGAUGGACGAUUGCGACCCUGAGAAUGCAAUCUGCACAGACCAAGGAGAAGAUGGAUACACCUGCGAGUGCCGUGAAGGAUUUGAUGAUGUCGGAAUUCCCAAAUCAUUGCCGGGACGAGAAUGCAUGGAGUCGACCGAACCCCAACCAACCGAACCCCACCUGACCGAGCCCCAUCCUACUGAUCCCCGAACUACUGAGGAGCCAGAGGAACCAGGCGUAGAGCCUUGGAAGAUAGCAGUUGGCGUAACGGUGCCAAUAAUUGCAAUCAUCAUUGUGGGGUUGACAUGUUGGCAGUACCGACGUCUACAUCGGACGUCGACGUCAGUGGUGACCAAAUCGCAGACGAUACAUUAUAACGACGACACAAGCGGUUCUUUGGAUCCUGAAGCCGUCAAGCCUGGAAGUAUGACGAUCAUGAAUGAUUAUGGCACGGAGCAGGAGGUGGUUCUACCUUUGGACGAUAUUCCACUUGAGGAAAAGUCCAACUCUGUGCCGGACAAGGGCAAGGACUAAGGACCAACGCAAAUACUACCAAUGGUCCACUUCCCCAACGACUACGUCGGGUCGGCAUCGUACGAAAAACGACCCGCUAGGAAACCUCUAUUCAUACAUCAUCAAGUUACAAUUCCAGAUCGAAGUGAUCAACCGACUCCUAAAAUCCUGUACAUUUGCAGAGUACUUUUCAGCUUUGUGAUGAUAGUUUUUCUAUACUUGCAAUGUAUUAAUGUAUCAUGUUUCUAUAAAAUGAGCUCACAUAUCGUAACAUAACUCCGUUCUUUUCCAAUAAAUUAUUUUGACUGUAAUUAGGAGAUAUCGUUGGAUUAUUAUAUUUACUGAAGAUUUGUGGGCAUUGCAUUUUUUAAGCGGUAUGGUGUCAUAUAAGCCCCGUUUAAUUAUUGAUUUAAAUACAGCUUUAUUUCAUGGAGGAUUCUGGCAUUGUUGAAUCACUGAGUUUUUCCGGCUUCACACAUGGAUACCUUUUUUUUUAAACAGCGCUUUCCUUUUGAAUUGUCGAUACAACACGAUCACAUUGACUUUCGAUCAAGUCAUGGACAAUGUUUGUACAUUAUAUUCCUUAUGAAGGUUGUUCGAAUACCGUUUUCAUAACAUAAUACAGUAGGAUUAGACAUGGUUAUUGAAAUUUCAUUGGGUUUAUUUCUUGAAGGUAUCUAAAACGUACCUACUUGAAAGAUUGACAUAGUUUUUCUUUGCAUCUUAGUAAUUUCUUAUUCCUAAAUGCUUUUUGACCACUAAGGACAUACUCAUCAGUGCGUUUG